Angiostrongylus costaricensis is the source of this 1050-nucleotide messenger RNA. NCBI's taxonomy places the organism in Eukaryota, Metazoa, Nematoda, Chromadorea, Rhabditida, Metastrongylidae. The record is from the annotation of a GenBank genome assembly.
UUUAGGUUUUUCAACUUUAUGGACAACGAAGGCGAUAGCACAAAGGGACAUCUUCUACCAUUCAAAGUUUCGAAGGAUGAAAUUGAUUUCGUUUUUAAAGCGUAUGUGAUUAUAACUAUGACAUGGUUAUGGACGGGGUUCACUCUAACGGUUCGCUAUACGAGGACAACCGUACCGAAGAAUGAGCUUUACGCAUCUUCGACUGUCGUUUUAAUGGCAGAAAUUACAAAAACCAUAAUUUCAUUGCUAAUGCUGUUGAAGGAGAGCCGUUUCAUAUUUCGGGAUUUCUAUUCGUGUAUCCGGAAGUACUACUUAGAUGCUCCGAAUGAACUGUUCAAGAUGAGUGUGCCAUCGAUAGCCUAUGCUAUUCAGAAUAACCUUGACUUUGUUGCUCUCACAAAUUUAGACGCUGGCUUGUACCAGGUUACGACGCAGUUAAAAGUGGUCACUACAGCUAUAUUCAUGAUGAUUUUUCUUGGUCGAAGAUUCUCCAAAAUAAGGUGGAUAGCAAUUAUUCUACUUUUUCUUGGGGUCGCAUCUGUACAGGUUAUUACUGCAUUCAAGCUCAACAACAUUGAAGUUGGGAAACAAAAUAGUGGAGGUAAUUAUGUCGUUGGAAUGAUAGCUGUCUUAGCUACUUGCGUGACUGCUGGAUUUGCAGGUGUGUAUUUCGAAAUGAUGUUGAAAGGAGGUGGAACUACUCCAUUUUGGAUGCGAAAUCUUCAGAUGUACAGUUGUGGUGUGGUGAGUUCUUUUAUUGGUUGUUUGUUUUCUGAAGGCGACUUAGUCGCUGAACGAGGAUUCUUUUAUGGGUACGACCUGAAGGUCUGCACUAUUGUUGGGUUCUUGUCCUUCGGUGGGACAUACAUAUCGUUGGUAAUGAAGUAUUUGGACAAUCUUCACAAGAGUUUCGCGUCUGCCGUUUCUAUUAUUUUGGUUGUUAUUUUGUCAUAUCUCCUUUUCAAUAACGUGUUUAUGGGUGUCUAUUUUAUGGGUGGUACUGCCUUAGUCAUAUUUUCAAUCCUGCUCUAUAAUUCGGUUCCAGAAUAG